AUGGCAGUUCGUUUCAUUGAUGAAAGAGCAGAGUUCCUCAAUGUGGCAGACAUCAGCCAGACAUCCAAGGGCGGAAUGUUGGUGGACGCAACGUGUAACGCUGUACUGGCUGACUUGUGGAAAAUGGGUACAGCGUUGAAUAAAUUACUGCUAGGAAAUAUAUUUUGGCUAUUUCUUGAAGAAGCAAAUGGAACCGAUCCAGUUACAAUCUCGGAUGGUGGUAAGGGAACUCUGCAAACGCUGUACAACGAGCGACUUCGCAAACUGCAGGCGCUACCGUACACAAACAUUGUAAUAGGAUCACGUAACGAAGGAGGUUGCUGGCAACUGUUCGAAGCGUUUAGGUUCCCUUCACAAUCCUUCUUAGUCAUGGAAGAAAUCGCCGUCAUCCUCCAGCCUGCGGAAAACGUCGAAGAAACUUUAAGGGCUGGUUUGGAACAUUUGAGGAAACAGAAUCACCGGCGACGCAACAUGAACGGAUUUCGAAUGUCAUGUGCCGGUGCAGUAACUGCCCCAGAAUACUAUAAGGGGCCAGACGAUACGACAGACACCAUUCACGAUGUGUAUAUGAGGUCCAAUUUCCCUAUCAUUAAAGGGUUGAUGCAGGAUAUGAACUUUACUAUUAACAUGAUUCAAGUAGAUUCGGGUGGCUGGAAGAAGAAUGGCACUUUCACCACUGGCCUUUUCGGCAAGUUCCAGAACCGUUCGAUUGAGAUAGGUUGCACGGGGGCUCUGAUGCGCACCGAACGCCUGGAGGUGGUAGACUUCCUGGCCGGUACCCUUUGGAUUAAAAGCAACAUUGUA
This is a messenger RNA of Anopheles bellator, 804 nucleotides long. RefSeq lists its product as uncharacterized. The annotation marks the transcript as partial. NCBI's taxonomy places the organism in Eukaryota, Metazoa, Arthropoda, Insecta, Diptera, Culicidae. The transcript has 3 exons. The record is from RefSeq and is a predicted model, not a curated record.